AUGGAAUCACCCGCAUCAGUGUGCGGCAUAAUUGGGGAUUGCCUAAUAUGUGGGGAGCCAAGCACUGGCAAACACUAUGGUAUUGUUGCUUGCUUGGGAUGUAAAACGUUUUUUCGGAGAGCAGUUGUACAACGGCAGGACACACUAUGUAAACGCGACAACCCAUGUGAUGUAACUCAAGCGGCUCGCAAAGCGUGCAGAGCUUGUCGGUAUAGGAAAUGUCUAGAGUGUGGAAUGAGUCGAGAAGCUCUUCAACCAAGACGUGAUCUUAUUGGUUGCCGGAGAGUACGAACUCGGCCAAUCCUACGUACUCCAUCUCCAAGUGAUCCUGUUACCACAGAUCCGGCUAAGGAGCAUUUGCUACAACUCAUAGAAAGGCUUACCGAAAUUGACCAAAGAAUUAGGAAGAGAAAGUUUGAGCUGAUGAGGUCGAAGAAAGAGGCAAUGAAUUUGGCCGAAAUAAUUCGUGCGGGCACGGACUAUGUGAGUACAACCAAGGAUGAGACUACUAAUAAACUGAUGAUUAUCCUCGCUAAAGACAUCUCGCACGUGACACAAACAGAUCUUUUGAUGAUGCUUGAGUGGGUUCGGACUCUUCCGUGUUUUCCUCCAUUGGCUGUUGAGGAUAAAGUCAUACUCCUGAAGCGAUUUGCUGUACACCAUUUGGUUUUGGAGCAUGGCUUCUUCACUGCUAGUACCAAUAUGGAAGACGUGUGGUUGAUAUCCAAUGGCACGUUCAUGCCACGAAACGUAGAAGUUCUCCCGGAAGAAUGCCGUUCUACAAUAUCCCCAGAUCGUCGUUGGAGGCAGGAGAAGCUCUAUAAAAAUAUGACUGACACUUGCAUAGACGAGGUUGCUACUCCUCUUCGACAACUUCAACUUUUACCACAGGAGUUAGUUGUUUUGAAGAUCAUUAUGCUUUUCAAUUGUGGGAACCACACAGGGGUUCUAUCACCCAGCAAAAGUUCAGAAACCUCAGAGAUUUCGGAUGAAUCGAGAAAAGCUGUUCUAGCAUAUCGUGAUCAAGUGAUUGCUGCUCUUUUCCAGUACUAUCAACAUAUCUGUUAUCAAAAUUAUCCUGAGCGAUUUGGCAACCUAAUUUUGAUGAUAUCCGGUGUGACGUCAGCAGCAUCAGCUAUGUUGGAAAGUUAUCAGGUUGUCAUUAAUUUUCCACCGAAUUUACGCUUUGCUCAAGUCACCCAAUUUUAA
Molecule: messenger RNA, 1209 nt
Organism: Strongylus vulgaris
Lineage: Eukaryota; Metazoa; Nematoda; Chromadorea; Rhabditida; Strongylidae
Source: the annotation of a GenBank genome assembly